AUGCAGCCUUCUCGAACCAAUAUUGCAGACUUCCUCUCCUUUGUACCUGAUGCUGAUACAGCAAAAGCGGUCUUGUUUCUCCAAGUACGCACUGAACUCCCCCCCCCCAAUGGGGAGGGAUCGAUCCUGAAAUCCCGUGACUUUGCAGCUAAUCGUGAGGCAAGGGUGCCGAAAGUUCAUACGCACAUCGAUGAGUAUCUCUGUGACUCAGCGGGCGCAGUCUGUCAAUGGCAGUUCACCCCGGAGGUUGCCUUGUCGCCUACUUACCCUCCUUCAUAUUUACUCGCCAUGAGAAGUCCACCCGCAUCCACCGCAAGUCAAACAAGCCCGAGGCACUCCCUUGCAACAAUGAGUAGUGAAUCUUCACAUCGUCCUCAUACAAAUGUGUUGAUUGAAGCUUCCAAGCUCCGCGCCCGAGAUGAGCAUGAGAUGCAAAAGAUGCUACAUAGUGCUCAGCUUUCAGGUCGGGUCUUCAAUCCUGAAGUUGAACCCGAACAUGACACAACUGAUCUUUGCGACUGUCCCGUCCAUACGUAUUGGAAACGCAAAAUUGAGCGACUCGAUACGCACGAGACCUGGUCCAAAGCCGUCAUGUAUCCUGGGGAGAAGUCAUAUCAUGAAUUCACCCACCUGCGAUUUUUCAACAAUAACCCUUAUUCCGAAGUCAUGUCAUCAUACGCACCUAAUGGGUCUGCAAUUUACGGAAUCCCCAGACCUGACCCACAAUUCCACGCUCGAUUCGUCGAGCAAACCAUCGCAUUAGAUACGAGCCUCAAUAUCAAAGCACAAGCGGCUGUCCAAGCAACAGAGCCGUCUUUCAAUAUCUGGGAGCUCGAACAGCUCGAGUCUCUGGUAUCGACAAUGUCUCCCACGCAUCACCUGUCCACGGACGGGGAUGGGCAUGCAGAGAAGUCGACAAGACGCUCGAGCUUCAGAAAAGUCUUGUCCGUCAAAAGCUCGGACGAACGAACAGCUGGCAAAAUUAAAAAAAAAUUGGCAGGGUCAUUCGAACUGCGCGCUGACAUUCUGAACGAAGAGAAUGGUCGAUGGCAGUACGACUCGGACAGAAAGAUCGUUGCAGCUUACCAAGAGAAGGUCGGCAUGGCUCGACAAGUCGCUGAAAUCCGAACACAUAAACCUCAGCAAUACAUACAUCUGCUCCGAGCGGGAUAUUUUGAGCCAAUUCCUGUCGCUUGGCAAGGCCAGGUUUCCAAUCCCCUCGGGUUCACCAUUGACUCUGCGGCGGGCUGGAGAGGGAUCACACCUGCAUGGCGAGGUUACACGAACAAUGCCGAAGAACGACUCUACUGGGUUUUGAAUCACAGGGAAGGAGGCGGGGGUGUGGUCAAACCAAACUUGUUUCGAGAGUUCGAGAUUGCAACCGCGCGAAUGGCUUCGGCGGAGGAAAUCAAUCCUCGAUAUCAUACAAACGACGAUAUCUGUCAUGAGAGAAAUCCUGUGAAUUACACGAAACAAGUCAGAGCCCCUUUCAUACUAGGGUAUACGCCCAAAUUGCCGACCGAUGAGACGAUGAUUUUGUUGGAUGCUUCAGGUUCGAUGGAUCGUGAUCCUCUGCGACCGGAAUUUGCUAAAUAUCUCGUCACGGGGUUCUCGAAAUCCAAACAACCGAGAAAUAAAGGUGAUACCCAUUCUUUGAAAUCAUUGUCAAUCUGCUGGCUGACCCUUGAUGGCAAUUCAGACAUCGCAAAGGCCAUCGUGUCUCGCUUUAUUGAAGCUUUAGGAACAUACGAAAACAACGGACAUGGCUACAAACUUACAACAUUCUCCACCGAUGCCGAGUACAUCGACGUGAUUCACAGUUGGACCUUAAAUGAGAUCUGGAGGGAGAUCAUAUUCAAAGGUCGGGCCCGAGUCAUGGCAGGAUGGCAGAAAAUCAAGGAGCUCCACUUUCAAAAACAUUCUGCGACAGCCACAUACCAUCCAGUUUAUGGCUGGCAAGCGGGUCCAGAAACGCCGACAGCCCGACUCCUUUUGAUCCUGGAUGGUGAAGCCAAUGACAUGGACGAGUUUGAGCUCGAGCUUCUUGGCGUUUCAUGGGCUUACAUCACCAUUUUCUUGAUCGGUGUUGAUGGAAGUCUCCAUCACCAUCGACACGCGAGCAGAUUGCAGCGAAUGAGCGAACAUAAUCCCCGGAUAUCUUUCUUCGACGCGCAAGGAAACAUUCCUGAACGAAUGGUCACGCACGAAUUGCUGAAGCGGCACCUUGGUCGCGACCUCACUAUUUCCCAAUUCGAGGAAUUGGAGCAGACCGCGGCGGAAUUACCAUCUCCAUUGCGUCCACAGCACCAGAGAAAUCGCUCGAGUCAGACUACUCUGGAGCACUUGCCAGUUGAACUUCCCUCGCCAGAGGAAACAUCACUAUGGCAGAGAGAGCAGCUUUCGCCACAGAGACGUGGGCUCUUCGAACUACCUGCACAGCAGGCGCCAGUGGAAUUACCUACGAGUGAGGACUUAGUCACCCCGAUGCGGCCUUCUAGACAAAGGCCUCCUAUACCAAGACCUCCUAUGCCAUCGCGACAGCCGCCGGUGCCUCCACCAUUACAGUACGGGCCAUCUGACCCCCCGCCGCCUUAUUUGGAGACUGUAUGA
Molecule: messenger RNA, 2610 nt
Organism: Penicillium maclennaniae
Lineage: Eukaryota; Fungi; Ascomycota; Eurotiomycetes; Eurotiales; Aspergillaceae
Exons: 2
Coding region: 1-2610 (869 amino acids)
Source: RefSeq, a predicted model, not a curated record